CCCCAGGGAGAGGCCCCCGGGCCAGGCGACAGGAGCAUGAGGGCCCGGAGCGGGACGCGGGGCGCGCUGCUGCUGGCGUUGCUUUUCUGCUGGGACCCGACACUGAGCCUAGCAGGCCUUCUUGACUUAGGUGGUCAGGUGCUCCCAGACUCCCUGCCGUCAGCCCCCGCCGAGCAGCUGCCUCACUUCCUGCAGGAGCCUCAGGAUGCCUACAUUGUAAAGAACAAGCCCGUGGAACUACGCUGCCGCGCCCUUCCCGCCACACAGAUCUACUUCAAGUGUAAUGGCGAAUGGGUCAGCCAGAACGACCACAUCACACAGGAGAGCCUGGAUGAGGCCACAGGCUUGCGGGUGCGAGAGGUGCAGAUCGAGGUAUCUCGGCAGCAGGUGGAGGAACUGUUUGGGCUGGAGGACUACUGGUGCCAGUGUGUAGCCUGGAGCUCUUCAGGAACCACCAAGAGUCGCCGAGCCUACAUCCGCAUUGCUUACCUGCGCAAGAACUUCGAUCAGGAGCCUUUGGCAAAGGAGGUGCCAUUGGAUCAUGAGGUCCUUCUGCAGUGCCGCCCACCGGAGGGAGUGCCCGUGGCUGAGGUAGAGUGGCUCAAGAAUGAAGAUGUCAUUGACCCCACUCAGGAUACCAACUUCCUGCUCACCAUUGACCACAAUCUCAUCAUCCGCCAGGCUCGUCUAUCAGACACAGCCAACUACACCUGCGUGGCCAAGAAUAUCGUGGCCAAGCGCCGGAGUACCACUGCCACAGUCAUCGUCUACGUGAAUGGUGGUUGGUCCAGCUGGGCAGAGUGGUCACCCUGCUCUAAUCGAUGCGGCCGAGGCUGGCAGAAGCGAACACGGACCUGCACCAACCCAGCCCCACUCAAUGGAGGUGCCUUCUGUGAGGGACAAGCCUUCCAGAAGACAGCCUGUACCACUGUGUGCCCUGUGGAUGGAGCGUGGACCGAGUGGAGCAAGUGGUCAGCCUGCAGCACGGAGUGCGCGCACUGGCGCAGUCGUGAAUGCAUGGCGCCCCCACCGCAGAACGGAGGCCGUGACUGCAGUGGAACACUACUUGACUCCAAGAACUGCACCGAUGGGCUGUGCGUGCAGAGUAAGAGAACUCUAAACGACCCUAAAAGCCACCUCCUGGAACCCUCAGGAGAUGUGGCGCUGUAUGCAGGCCUCGUAGUGGCUGUCUUUGUGGUUGUGGCAGUUCUCAUGGCAGUGGGCGUGGUGGUGUACCGAAGAAACUGCCGGGACUUUGACACAGACAUCACCGACUCCUCUGCUGCCCUCACUGGUGGUUUCCAUCCUGUCAACUUCAAGACUGCAAGGCCUAACAACCCACAGCUCCUGCACCCGGCCGCCCCUCCAGACCUGACAGCCAGUGCUGGCAUCUACCGGGGGCCUGUGUAUGCCCUGCAGGACUCCGCCGACAAGAUCCCUAUGACUAAUUCACCCCUGCUGGAUCCCCUACCCAGCCUCAAGAUCAAGGUCUAUAACUCCAGCACCACUGGCUCUGCAUCUGGCCUGCCUGAUGGAGCCGACCUGCUGGGUGUCCUACCGCCUGGCACAUACCCAGGCGAUUUCUCCCGGGACACCCACCUGCUGCACCUGCGCAGUGCCAGCCUUGGUUCCCAACAGCUCUUGGGCGUACCUCGAGACCCCAGCAGCAGCCUCAGUGGCACCUUUGGUUGCCUGGGUGGGAGGCUGAGCAUUCCUGGCACAGGGGUCAGCCUGUUGGUGCCAAAUGGAGCCAUUCCCCCGGGCAAGUUCUAUGAGAUGUAUCUACUUAUCAACAAAGCUGAAAGCACCCUCCCGCUUUCUGAGGGGACCCAAACAGUAUUGAGCCCCUCAGUGACCUGUGGUCCCACGGGCCUCCUCCUGUGCCGCCCUGUCAUCCUCACUGUGCCCCACUGUGCUGAAGUCAUCGCCGGAGACUGGAUCUUCCAGCUCAAGACCCAGACCCAUCAGGGCCACUGGGAGGAGGUAGUAACCUUGGAUGAGGAGACCCUGAACACCCCCUGCUACUGCCAGCUGGAGGCUAAGUCCUGUCACAUCCUGUUGGACCAGCUAGGCACCUAUGUGUUCACUGGCGAGUCCUACUCCCGCUCUGCAGUCAAGAGGCUCCAGCUGGCCAUCUUUGCCCCAGCCCUCUGUACCUCCCUGGAGUACAGCCUCAGGGUCUACUGUCUGGAGGACACGCCUGUGGCAUUGAAGGAGGUGCUAGAGCUGGAGCGGACUCUGGGAGGCUACUUGGUUGAAGAGCCCAAGCCUUUGCUCUUUAAGGACAGUUACCACAACCUGCGCCUCUCCCUCCACGACAUCCCCCAUGCCCACUGGAGGAGCAAGCUUCUGGCCAAGUACCAGGAGAUUCCCUUCUACCACAUCUGGAACGGCAGCCAGAAAGCCCUGCACUGCACUUUCACCCUGGAGAGGCACAGCCUGGCUUCCACCGAGUUCACCUGUAAGGUCUGCGUGCGGCAGGUGGAAGGGGAAGGCCAGAUCUUCCAGCUGCACACCACGCUGGCAGAGACGCCUGCUGGCUCCCUGGAUGUACUCUGCUCUGCUCCUGUCAAUGCUGUGACCACCCAGCUGGGACCCUAUGCCUUCAAGAUACCACUGUCCAUCCGCCAGAAGAUCUGCAACAGCCUUGAUGCCCCUAGCUCACGGGGCAACGACUGGCGGCUCUUGGCACAGAAACUGUCAAUGGACCGGUACCUGAAUUACUUUGCCACCAAAACUAGUCCCACGGGUGUAAUCUUGGACCUCUGGGAAGCUCAGCAGCAAGAUGAUGGGGACCUCAACAGCCUGGCCAGUGCCUUGGAGGAGAUGGGCAAGAGCGAGAUGCUGGUGGCCAUGGCUACUGAUGGGGACUGCUGAGUGCUUGUGACCACAGGACAGUGGAGACCAGUAUGAGACAGUACAAGGAGGCCUAGCAGCCUCCCCGUGGGGGUGUCCAGCCUCUGCCAUCCCUGGCUCAUAGCUGGAAUGGUCCCUCACCCCCUCUCCCUGCCGCACCCUCAGACCACCACCAGCCUUAGAAAACCUCUGUGCUCUACUGAUGAGAGGCCGGGAUCCUCUGCCCCACCGUUUCUUGGCUCGCACUGGGAUAGGCUGAGGCCUCUGGGGCAGCCUAAGGCCAGAGGCUUUCCCCCUGUCACAACCCAGCACCCUCAGCCCUGUGACUUUGGGAGCCCACAGGUUUCAAUUCUGUGUUCAUAUUGUCCUUGGCUAAGGACCUCUCUCCUAUCCUGGGUCCUCUUUGAAAGGCUGAGUUGAGUUCAGAGAAACUGCUGUCUCCUGUGUGCAAGGAAAAAAAAAAAAGGAAAAAAGAAAGGAAGGAAGCAAGCAUGAAUGAAUGAAAGAAUGAAUGAAUGAAUGCAAGCUUCAGAACUCAGUGAGCAAAAACCACAAGGGAAAAAAAACAACCAGUUUCUUAGGAAACGCAAAUGAUUUAUUAUCCAGAUAUUUGGAUAGGUCCUUUUUAAGAAAUAAACAUGCAAAAAAGUAAGAAAAGAAAAAAGAGGGGGUAGGGCACUUUUAUUCUCCAGUGUGUUUAAGAGUGGGUAGGUAUGCUUGUGACUUGGGCCACAGGCGAGUGCAUUCAUGGGCACAUGUGUGUACGUAUGUGUGUGUGCAUGGGUGUGGUCAGGGAAAUGCUUUGUUACUCUUGAAUCCAUUGUGGACUGGAUUCUGAAAAUGCCUCAGUUUCUCCAGCUGUGCAAGGAGCCGAUACAGGGUUUCAGCCAUGGCACUGAGUCCUAAAAACGAAGGCAGAAGCUGGGGCCUCUGUUCCUCCAGAGCCCUAGGCAGAUGCCUUUCUGUCUGUGGCCUCCUCUGGGUUUCUGAGAAUAUGCUUGGAGGCCCAGGCAGGCUGUCACCUGGGGAGACCCUUUCAUGUCUCUUGCCCUAGUGAUUCCUGAUCUAGUAAUGUGGCCCACAGGUAAGGCUCCUGCAGAGAGGGAGGGGCCUCCAGGUUCCCUCUCAGGCUGGAUGGCUUUGUGUCUAGGGGGACGCUGCACCCACCCCUGCAACUCUAUCUAGUCUUUGGUUCAGCCAUUCACUCUUCUGCUGGGGUCAGGAGAUAUGAAGGUAGCCUUUCUAAGUAGACAUCUUCACUCUUGGCCAUUGAGGCCAGUUUGGGCACGUCCUGGGCUUUGAAAGUUGGGGCUUCUAAGGGGGAGCAUGUUUCGUUUCAGCGUCUGUGUCCUGGCUUCUCCGCUGCAGCUCCUGAGGCCUGGGGCUCUGAGAUUGGGACCCAGGUAUCCUUGCACCUAGGUUGAACAAUGCCUCAGACAGUGACUCUCAGCUCUUCCUGCCAAAGAUGCCCAUCCCUGUGGGCAUGAUCUUGCUGGUCACUGUUAGCCCAUGCACAGAAGGGGCCUCUGUCCCUUCUGGGAGUCAGAAGACCAGGAUUUAAGUUCUAGCUGUGCUGUGUGACUUAGGGCACAUAACCGCCUUCUCUGGGCUCCAAUGUCCUUUUUAUCCUGGAACUCCGUGAGGCCCCUGGGGCGGGGAGUGUCUUACACUUUUCUGGGCUUCAGAAGGGAAUCAAGUAGAAAGAAGUUGAUUGUGGUCUGUAUGCCCUCCUUUGCCCACCCAUCCUCAGAAACCUGCCUGCCUGGGCCCUGAUGGGAACACUUGGUGAAUAGGUCCCAGUUAGCUGGAGCCUGGGGUAGGGCUCCAAGUGGACAGUUUGGUAGCAGCAACCCAGGUAACAUCUGCCAACUCUGGAUUGAGCCAGGAUUCUUGGGUUGGGUUUUCCACUCCUGCCUUCAGUGAGCUGGAGCCUCCUUUUUCCAUUCUGGCCAGCUUGGUGUUGCCGGGUUCUGCAGGGUAUUUGUGUGUCAUCUUGGGUGUGUUUGUGUGUGUUUGCAAGCCUGCUUGUGUGCGUGCAGCGUGUGUGUGUGUAUGUAUGUAUGUAUGUAUGUAUGUAUGUAUGUAUGCCUGUGCUUUUCAACUUGGGCACAUCAGGGCACCCCUCCCAGAUCACACACACCUGUUUCCGCAUGUGGACAUGGCCUCUGUGCCCAGGAUUGUGCCACUGGAGGUGGGAAUGCCUGUUUGCUGUCCCCGAGUCACAGGGUCAGUCAGUGUAUCUCCUAUGUGCCUCUCCUGCCCUCCUAUGGGGCCCAUGAUUCUGAGCUCUGGCCAGACACCUCCCAAGGGAUGGGGACCCUCCUCAUCCUGAUCUUCCAGGGCCCUCUGGUCCCCAUCUUGACGCUCCCAGGCAUCUGAGUCAGCCCCUUCCACUCACCCUCAGAGGGCAAGUGGCUGCGAACUUGGAUGUGGGGGUGUGAACAUGGCUCUGUGUCCCUGGAUUCCAAUAUGGUGGGGGAUGGUCCCAGGCCCACCCAUUCAUCCUGUAAACAAACUGUAAAUAGCCUUUAGCAUUCCUCUUGUAACGAGAUUAAUUUUUAUGAAAUAAAUUAUAUUUCCUAGUCUAAUAAAAAAGAAAAAACCCA
Messenger RNA from Cricetulus griseus (Chinese hamster), 5462 nucleotides. Lineage: Eukaryota; Metazoa; Chordata; Mammalia; Rodentia; Cricetidae. The record is from RefSeq and is a predicted model, not a curated record.